AUGGUUUUCAGGUGCUUAAAGGAUUUUAAUGUUGCAAUGCUUGCUAAGCAAGGAUGGUGGCUUCUAAAGUAUCCGAAUAAUCUACUGGGUUUGAUUUCUUCUCUUCUCUCUUCUGUUGAUGGUGCUAGGUUUGCUGUGUUGAUGGUGCUAACCUUGAGUGGGGGUGAGGAAGUUGAGGAAGCAGAGAACAAUCCUUCAUUAAAUGAGAGUGACGAAAUUGAAGAACCUAAGAAGGGGAUGUGGUUUACCUCAAAGCAAGAAGUUCACGAGUUUUAUGCAAAAUAUGCUAAAAACCUUGGAUUUGCUAUAGCUUACAGAACACAGAAUGUUAGAUCGGAUGGAAAGGUGAAAUACUUUGGAAUUGAAUGUACUCGAGCGCAGAAGAGGACAAAAAGAUCAGAAGUAAACCCCCUGAAACCAUCGUUGUCAUCAAAAAUUGAUUGUAAAGCUAAGGUAAGAGGGACUUUACAACCGAAUGGAAGAUAUAAGUUAACUACAGUUGUGCUUGAGCAUGCGCAUGAUUUAAUUCCUAGCGACUCACGCCAUUUUCCAAUGAAUAAGAGGAUUCGUACUCUUGUGAAGAGAAGAUUAGAAAUAAACAAUGAAGCCGGAAUAGGGGUGUCUAGGAAUUUUGAUUCUAUAGUUGUUGAAGCGGGGGGAUAUGAGGCAUUAACAUUUGAUGAACGAGAUGCAAGGAACCACAUUCAAAAUGCUAGAAGAUUGAGGCUUGGGGUAGGAGAUGCCGAAUCAGUUGCAUUUUAUUUUCAUAGGAUGCAACAAGAAAAUUCAAACUUCUAUUCUGCAAUUGACUUUGAUGUAGAUGGUCCCAUACGAAACUUGUUUUGGGCGGACGCAAGGAGUAGGGCGGCUUAUAAAGCAUUUGGGGAUGUUGUCUCAUUUGACACCACCUAUCUCACAAACAAGUAUGAUAUGCCGUUUGCUCCGUUUGUAGGAGUUAAUCACCAUGGACAGUCAAUCUUGUUUGGUUGUGGGCUAUUAUCUUAUGAGAACACAGACACAUUUGUUUGGCUAUUCAAAGAAUGGUUAAAUUGCAUGUCAGCCACUCCUCCAAAAGCUAUUAUAACUGACCAGUGCAGAGCCAUGCAAAAUGCCAUACAAAUUGUCUUCCCAUAA
This is a messenger RNA of Camellia sinensis, 1134 nucleotides long. NCBI's taxonomy places the organism in Eukaryota, Viridiplantae, Streptophyta, Magnoliopsida, Ericales, Theaceae. The record is from RefSeq and is a predicted model, not a curated record.